Molecule: messenger RNA, 1291 nt
Organism: Centruroides sculpturatus (bark scorpion)
Lineage: Eukaryota; Metazoa; Arthropoda; Arachnida; Scorpiones; Buthidae
Exons: 8
Coding region: 114-1274 (386 amino acids)
Source: RefSeq, a predicted model, not a curated record
AUUUCCGGGUGACGUCGGUAGAUGGUGCGACGGUUCGCUUUAAAUCACGUGUGCUAGUGUAGUACGUCCCCACUGUACGUAGCGGUCACUUUUAAAUCUGACUCCGAACGAAGAUGCAGGGCGAUCGUCAACUGCCGGGAGAUAUUGAUGUAGAAGCUGAUAGUGAUCAAUUGUAUAUCACUGAAGAAGAAGAAGAAGUAGAAAUUGAAAUGGAAGAAGAGGAGACUAUUUAUGAGGGAGCACAGGAUAAUUCUGUUGAAACUAGAAUGAUAGGAUCAUUUCCAGUUUCUGAAGACCCAGAUACAGAAAGAAUGGAUGAAGAAGAAGAAGAAACAGCUCAAGUAAAAACAGAUGAUGAAAAAACAGAUGCAGAAGAAGAAGAAAGAGAAAUGAAUGACCAGAACACAGAAUUGGAAGCAAAACUUCACGUAUCAACAGUCGGAAAAUGUUACAUUUGUGAAGAAAUAGGUCAAGUUUACAGCAGCAUAUACUUAUGUUGUGAGUGCAACCCAAAAAUUGAAGAACUGGUUGAAAAGGGGUCAACAGUCUUCUGCCGUGUUGGAUGUCCCAAAAAUUGUUCUUCCUGUCUUCUUUCUAUUGUUUUCCAAUACUUGAACGUGGACGAUAUUUCUACAUAUGAAAAAAUCGAGUACAAUUCGGAAUUAAUGAAAGAGUAUGUGGAUGGAGGAUCUAAAGACAGGUCUUUGGAAGUAAAAGGUGCUGAUGCUCACUUUGCCAAAUACAUGGAUCGGUGUUGGGAGCGAUAUGUUCAAUGGAUCUGGGAGCAGAAAGACAUCUUUCAAUUGAACGUCAACCAAGCGAUCGUUCUUUUAAAAGCAAAUGGCAACAAAGGAAGAUACCUAACAGCAAUAGCCGAUCAGGUAGGCAAAGGCCCAGCCUUCAAAGUGGAUGGGGGAUACAUCAAUCCGAAUGACAUAAAAUCGUACAAGCACAGAUGCUUGCUCAUUACUAUCCUGAAUACAGCCACACAGAUGUUCUAUUUAAAAUUUACAUUUUACCAUUUGUAUCUCCUAAAGUUGGUUUGCCUCUUCAAGUUAGAUGAGACAGCAAGUGGAGCGUGUAUCGCUCAUCCGGAAGCAACGAUAUUAGCUGAAGAAUAUUCGAUCUUAUUAAAGGAAAUAUGCGAAGAGGAAGAGCAAAUGCUAACCGUUGUAGACGUUUUGAAUUUGGUAGAUUCCCUUGAUAAGCAACUUUCAAUCAGAAAUAAAAACAGUAAAACAGUGGAAAGACAUAUCGAGGCUUUAUGUAAGUAGGAUGACAAUUGUUUCUC